This is a messenger RNA of Anolis carolinensis (green anole), 9955 nucleotides long. It is a transcript of the gene stox2, whose product is annotated as storkhead box 2. Gene Ontology annotation, biological process: regulation of transcription by RNA polymerase II. Lineage: Eukaryota; Metazoa; Chordata; Lepidosauria; Squamata; Anolidae. Gene Ontology annotation, cellular component: nucleus; cytoplasm. The record is from RefSeq and is a predicted model, not a curated record. The coding region runs from base 776 to 3562 and encodes 928 amino acids. Gene Ontology annotation, molecular function: RNA polymerase II transcription regulatory region sequence-specific DNA binding. The transcript is spliced from 4 exons.
GAUUAGCAUAAUCAGGCUGGGAAGGAGGAGGAGGCGGCCGCCUUGUUGGUUCGCUGCCUUGCUUUGCCUCUGCUUCAAUGCUCUGCAGCGGAGAGGGGAUCGAGAGAGAGAGAAAGAGAGAAGGCGAGCAGAAACACAACAUACCACGUUUUGGAUGCUGGGAAAAAGAGAAGAGGAAAAGGAGAGACAACGGGCAGAAGGCUGCAGAGAUCUGGGAGAGAGAAGAGACGGGGAGAGAGGGGGGGGGGAGCCAUGAUGACCACCCUCAGCCGUUGUUUGUAAAUGCGCCAGUGGAAGAGGAGGAGAAGGCUGCCAUGAUGAGGAUGGUGGGGAGCUGAGGGGAGGCUGCUGUGCUGAUGCUUGGCGCGGAUCCUGGGAAGAAACAGCAGGAGGAGAAGGAGAAGGCAGCGACGACGGGGAGGGAAGCAGCCCCAGCUCGUGGACGCCUCUGCUGCUGUUGGCCUCCCAUGCGAAGAAGACGGCGGUGGGAAUGUGAAUGUCUUCCCCCUCCUGCCUCUUCUUAUGGCCUUGCUGGGAUCGCUUCUUCAGGGGGCCGCGAAACCCGAGGCCUCUGCUGUCUGUCGUGUGGCAAUCUGGGGAGGCCUUAUUGUUAUUUUUUCCCCCUCCCUCAUGAAGGGGAACGAAGGCCACUGCCUGGCGCGGCUUGAGGGAUGAUGAGGCUGCCUCUGUUGGACUGAGGGGGAAGCGAGGCCUCCUGCGUGGCCCAUGCUGCCGCUGCCGCUUUCACUGCUGGGCCUGGAUUAAGGCUCUCGCCAUGAAGAAGACGCGGAGCACGACCCUGCGGCGGGCCUGGCCCAGCGCCGACUUCUCGGACCGGGCCUCGGACCGCAUCCGCUCCCGCAGCGAGAAGGACUACCGCCUCCACAAGCAUUUCCCCCCCGCUUUCCUCUCCCAGGCAUCCCGGGGAUACAUGACAUCAGGUGAUGUAUCACCCAUCAGUAUGUCUCCCAUCAGUCAAUCACAAUUUAUUCCGCUUGGGGAAAUCCUUUGCCUAGCCAUCUCUGCAAUGAACUCAGCACGAAAACAAGUCACACAAGAAGCACUAAUGGAACACCUUACCACCUGUUUUCCAGGUGUUCCAACUCCAAGUCCCGAAAUCCUUCGUCAUACUUUGAAUAUGCUGGUACGAGAGAGGAAAAUAUAUCCAACUCCAGAUGGCUACUUCAUUGUGACCCCACAGACUUAUUUUAUAACACCAUCCCUUAUAAGAACUAACAGUAAGUGGUACCAUCUUGAUGAGAGGAUACCUGACAGGUCUCAGUGUACCUCUCCCCAGCAAGGAACUAUAACUCCUUCCACCUCGGGAUGCGUCAGAGACCGAACGUUACCCAAAAACCACUGCGACUCUUGCCAUUGUUGCAGAGAAGACAUGCAUAGCAUGCAUGCCUCUACUCUACAGAGGAAAUCGGCAAAAGACUGUAAGGACUCAUAUUGCCCCCCUUCUCUGUGUCAGGUGCCACCCACUGAAAAAAGUAAAAGUACUGUAAAUUUUUCUUACAAAACAGAGACACUUACAAAGCCUAAAGAUACAGAAAAGCAGUCUAAAAAAUUUGGACUAAAACUCUUUCGACUAAGCUUCAAAAAGGAUAAAACAAAACAGCUGGCAAAUUUCUCUGCCCAGUUUCCUCCCGAGGAAUGGCCUUUGAGGGAUGAAGAUACCCCUACCACUAUACCUAGGGAGGUAGAGAUGGAGAUAAUUAGGCGCAUAAACCCAGAUUUGACUGUAGAAAAUGUCAUGAGGCACACGGCACUAAUGAAGAAACUUGAAGAAGAAAAAGCUCAAAGAAGCAAGGCUGGAUCUUCAGUUCAUCAUAGUGGGAGAAGCAAAAAGAGUAGAAGUCAUAGGAAGUCUCAUGGAAAAUCUCGGUCACACAGUAAAACCCGGGUUUCCAAAGGAGAUCCUUCAGAGGGAUCCCAUUUGGAUGUACCAGGGGAAAGAGAAUACGAGUUUUAUGACCCUCUCACGAGGUCCCCACGGGAAGGCUGCUUCAUAAUUGAACACAAAAGGGACAAUUUCCUCAUGCACAGCAGUCCUAACGUCCUUGAAUCUCAUUUUCCUAUGACUCCUGAAUGGGAUGUAUCUGGUGAAUUAGCCAAAAGGAGAACUGAGAUGCCUUUUCCUGAGCCUUCAAGGGGAAGCUCCCAUUCUAAAGUACAUCGAAGCCACAGCCAUACGCAAGACCGAAGAUCAAGAAAUGAGCGACCCAAUAAAGCCAAGGAGCGAUCUCGGUCAAUGGAUAACUCCAAAGGACCUCUGGGCGGUGCUUCUUUAGGAACACCUGAAGACAUAGUUGAAGCUUGCAGCCAAGAUGACCAGACAACCAGCCAAACAUACAUUGAUGAUAGCACCUUAAGGCCUUCACAGUCGCUCAGUCAUCAAAGGGCUUUGAAGUCAUCUGCAAGCUACAAAGAGCUAGUUAAAGCUGAAAAAUCUGGUAGCAACUCAGAAACUCCAACUCCUUGUAGCUUAUUAGAACAGAGCAUGCCAGCAGAGACCUUACAACCCUACAGUGAUCUCAACUCCUGUACCACAAAAUCAGCCAUUGAUGAUUACUUUCAGUGCAACACUUCUAGUGAAACUGUACUUACUGCUCCGUCACCUUUAGGAAAAAAUAAAGAUGACCAUGACGCAAUGACUUUGACUGAAAAUGUUAAAAGAGUGUCUCCCUCAGAAAGACAGUUGCAGCACAUAGCCAGGGAACCUGGAGUGCACAAAGAGGAGUCGCCUAAAGGGCCAAACAACAGCAGUGGACCAGUUGCUACUAGUCAGACGUCUGAAAUUAUUGCAAAUGGCAGACUAGUUCAACACCACAACACAGAAUCCACUAGCCUCGAUAAGAGGAAAGAAAUAUUUAGCAAAGACACACUUUUUAAGCCUCUCCACAGUACUCUGUCUGUUAACAGUUUUCACAAGCCUAGUGUGCCACUAUUAAAACCUCAUCAAAAGACAUCUUCUGACACAUUGCCAAGCAGAUGUGACAAAAUCGAACAAGCUUUGGUAACCUCAGUUACUCAAGUUAUACCUGUUUCCCAGAGACAGCAAGAGACAGCUGGAAACCAAGAAGCAACCUUUGAUUAUUACAAUGUAUCUGAUGAUGAUGACUCUGAGGAAGGGACAAACAAGAAUGCUGAAGAAGAGAAGAAUCGGGAUGACGUGGGCACUAUGCAGUGGCUUCUUGAGCGGGAAAAGGAAAGGGACCUGCAAAGGAAGUUUGAGAAGAAUCUCACUCUUCUCACUCCAAAGGAAACUGAAAACAGCAACAACCAGAGGGCCACACAUUCAGCGAGACUGGACAGUAUGGAUAGCAGCAGCAUCACAGUUGACAGUGGGUUCAAUUCCCCACGCACUCGCGAGAGCUUAGCUUCGAACACUUCAAGCAUUGUUGAAAGCAACAGGCGUCAGAAUCCCGCUCUCAGCCCUGCGCAUGGCGGUGCAGGUCCCAUGUUCAGCUUUCGAGCAACGACUGACCCUUCCACGAGUGAAACUGAAAAACUGCAGAAACCUGCCAAUUGCCUGCAAGCUUCUGUUACAAGUGUUUGAUAGUGCUUCUUCCUCAGAUCCUCUGUCUCAUCCUAUACAGCAAAGUUUACGACACUGGGACCAAUGUUUACGUCUUUGGAAGGAAAAAGAACAGGCAUCUCAGCCACACAGUUUUGUGUCUUCUUAAACUGUGCUGCUACAUAGGCUAGGGGCAACAAAGAAAUCUUUAUUUCAAGGUCUUGCUUUUCACAUUUUGCGGCUCUGUAGCAACAGAAUAGCAGUAGGGAUAAUAUGUACACUUUUGCUUCACUUAAUCGUAACUGAGCACAUAUAUGAAAGUCUAGACACUGUAAGUGUAAUCUGCAUUUUCAAUGUCAUGCAGUUGCCAACUUCAUUUAAAAAUGCCACAGAUAUGUGAUGCCCCCUACCACUGAUUAAACUAUUUGCCACAGAGUUGAUUCUUUUACUUUGUUGAAAGUAAACAGCUAAGGGUCACCUUGUGGGGAAACAAUGCCAAACAAGACUAGGAAAGACCUCAGCUCUACCUGUGAAUUAUUUAUACAUCUGUCAUUUUCACUGUGAGUCUUCAUGACAUGAUUUUGCAAGAAUUCAUAGCAAAAGUAAGUCAAAAGAGGUCAUGUUAUAAAGAUAUGGGAAAAGGUGGGAGAUAAUAGAAAUGUAAUCUAUUUUACUUUAUUUGAUUUGUUUAAGAAAUGUGAGAUGUUUAUCUACAACUUAUUUCUUAAUUUCCCCUAGUUGCAAGCAGGGAUGUAAGACUUUGAAUUAAAGGAGAGGAAGGAGAAACCUAACUUUGAGGAACAUCACUAAGUGACAGAAGGAGUUAUACAAACAGGUUUUGUUUAUUAAAAAAAAUCAAGUUAGGUGGUCAUUAAAUGUGCCACUCCAGUUGUUACCCCAAAAUUAUUAUUAAUAUCAAAAUAUUUUUUUCAGCAAAGAUAAAGAGGAAAACUCUUUGUGAUACAAAUGAAAAAUAACAGCCUGAAGAGUUGAUUUCUUUCUAUGGAAGGACAAAUUAUAUUUCUAUUUUAUGUAGCUUUUAGAGUGCCUAAAUUAGGCAAUUGAAACUAGCAUACACUGUAGGAAACAGAUUUAGAGACAAAUAAACUUCAGGCCUUUUAUUGAAUUAUAUUUCUUUGUGGAUGAACAUUGUAUGGAAAUACUUAGUUUAAACACAGUCAUAUGAAUUGAAAUUUAAUGUAUCCAGAAGGAUUGCUGAUAGAAGUUUCUUCUCUGAUCUGAAAGAAUGAGUUGAUGAAACAGCUUCAUUGGUGAUAUUACAAUGAAUAAAAUCUUGCUAAGGUUUUCGUCAGGAAAGGUUAGUUCAAUAAAAGACAUCACUUUAUCUCUUUUGUGAGUCUCACAAGCUUGAUAGCAGAAGUUCUAUAUCCACAGGUUAUUAUAUCUAACGUGUAUGUCCUGAAAUGGCUAAUCCAAAGUAAUUUAUUAAUAAAAAGUAUUCUAGAUCAAUGUUUAGAGAAAUCCACAACUUCAAGAGGGAACUUGAAAAACUUAAAAGGGCCAAAUUCUGCUGUCCGUUUUUUUAUGCAACCCCAUAUUGCAGAAAAUUUGUUUUAAAAAAUCAUGGUGGUGGUACAAGUUGAAGUAUGAAAGACUAUAAGAAUAACCAGAAGCAGUGUAAAUUGUUGUAUGCAUUGACAUUUACACUAUUUGUCUUUUGUUGAAAUCCAGGUGAUAUGAUCAAGCAUUCUAUUAAAGUAUUUUCAUCAGGUACUGGUGACGAUUUGUAUAACCUGUUCAAGCUUCACUUGUGUUCUCUGUUGUCUUCUGAAGGUGCACUCUUAAAUGAAACCAGUUUUAAACAGAUUUCAAGUGCUUUAUGAGAUAGAUUAUGGAUGCUGGGCAGAAUUGGUCUCAACUUAUAUUUGGGUAGAUUUUCAUAAAUCCAGGGCUUCAGGUGUAUAUUCAGAGAACUUAGAUAUGAGUCCUAAGUUCUGAACAAGCUGGAGGUAUUCAACGUUGGGAAGUAUUUCACACAUGUUGUCCCAUUGUACAUACUGAGCUUCUUGAGCCCUGUGAAAAAAUGUGAAUUGCAGUCGUUACAUCUAAAACAACCGAUAAAUAAUCUGAUCUUUAGGCUAUCUUUAUUGUCAUACACAAAUUGUAUUUACUAUAAACACUAAGAGAAGAUUCAGUGCAUAUAAUGGAGUAUUAUGCUGCUUGAUUGGUCAAUCAUUUGGCCCUCUGCCUUUGGAUCUCUGUCAUAAUAACCCAGAAAUACAUUUCUAUUGCUUAUACAUAGAACUCUGGGAGUAUUUAAUACUUGCAAAUUCCAGAGUUAUUAGAUUUCAGGGAGGACUUUGGUAAAAUACUGCAGUUAAGUAUUUUUCCAUUGGGGCAUGCAGUCAUAGUUAUAGCAUGUAUCAAUUCAUUAAACCAGUGAAGAGGUAUCUAAAUUUACAAUGGAAAACAAAUAAAUAAAAAUAAAAUGUAGUUUUAAAAAUGGGCACAGGAUAGAUCCUGCCAUGUGUGAGAAGUAUUCUUCCUUUGGUUAAACUCAUUAAUUGAUACAUGUGGCAGUUACACAAGAGUCAUCAUUCCAGUUUUAUACAACACUUCUUUCGCCUCACCAUUUAAAAAGUCCCAAUGACAUGCUUUAAAAAAAAAGUCCUGUUAAUGUUGGUGUGGCUGCUUGAUAUUUUAUUGGCAUCAAGGUGACUCUCAGAACAUGUAAUAUAAACAGAAAUUAGAAAAAGGAAUAUUUUGCAUUCUUUUAAAAAGGGAAUAUAAGGAAAUCCCAUUUUUUGAGAUUAUAGCUAUAUUUACCCAUAGGAGUGGAGCUUGACUGUUUUUGUCACUAUUGUGAUAAAAUCAUGACAACCUUGUAUUAAUUACAGGGUUGAUUAUCAAUCAUUCUCCUUCUAAUGUAUCAACUGAGAGGUUUACAAACCAGAAUGCGUUGAAUCUCUAUAUUGUGUUUCAACUUUAAAGGGUCAACACAAAUCUGUCGGCAUUUUGCACACUUGAUAUGUAUUAUUAUAAUACAACAUGUUACUUUUAUGGUAAAACUUUUUUUACACAUAUAACUACCUCCAUGAAUUUGAUGAAAUGCAGCAACAUGUUUUUUAAAAAGGGUAUUAUUAAGAGCAACGUUGAAAACUUUAUGAAGAAAAAGGCCAUGACGUUCUCUUGUGUGUCGGUGCUUGCGUAUGAAGUCAUUUUCCAUUGCCAUGAUUUCCUGUUACUGUAUUCAAUUGACUUUUGGCUUUAGUAGUAUGAAGUUUUAUACAAAGGUCGUAGAAUCUUUUAGAUAAGCAAAAGGGUUGGGGGAGGGAUCAGAAUUGCCCUUUGUCUUUCCAUUUUGGCUGAAGUUUCUACCUGGUAGACAGUCAAGUGUUGCUUGUAAUUUAGGAGCCUGUUAAUACAUACAGUAUAUGGAACAUGAUUGGCAGAUUGGGGCUUAGCAGAAGACGCACCAGGCAUUUCAGUUGCCUCCUUUUAAACACUUUGGGCCCUAUUCUGCCUUGGGUUAUGACCACAUAUCAUACCAGAACUUUGCUAAAAUCCUUGCAUUGUCUAUCUGCAAAUGGGCCACUGGUGUGAUAUGCUCUUCAUUUUCACAACUGUAUGCAUCUUGGGGACUGAAUAGUAUGGCGCUCAAUCUUUUUUAUUUUCUGUAAUGAAAUAAAUAGCAUGAGAUUCUGGCAGCAGCAGUUGCAGAACAAUCAGAUAAGAUAUAGCACUAUUUUACAUUUUGAUUUUUUAAAAACUGAGGAACAGUCAAGAAGCAUGUCAUGGGAAAGAUGAGUGACAGCUGCCCUUCUUCAUUUGCCAUUUGUGUAGAUGCGAUAGAAAUAGUUUCAGGUUGUUCAGAUCAAGGCAAGUAUAGAACAAAUAAGCAGAGCUGAAGGCUCAUAUAUAAGAAAUAUCGUAAGGAUUUUAUAAAUUUCUUAAUUAUAUCUAGGGCUGUGGAUAUUCAGUGCCUGAAAAAUCUCUGUACUACAGCAAACUGAUCCAGAUUGUGCACCAAGAGCCAUCUCUAGCUAACUGGAUGCCCUUUUUCCUGCUUCUCCUAGCCUUGGAAGCAGGAAAAGGUGGGCCAAGAAACCAGAAGCUGCACAUAAGAUCCAAUGAUAGUCCUAUGCAGAGCCAUUUUGAAAUCCUCAGAUUUCACUUAGUGCAUUUUUCCUUCUCUCUUUGCAGAGAUUCAAAAGGUGCUGACUCUUGUGCCAGUUGCAGAAUCCACUUUUGUGUUGUGCAUUUGUGGACACAGUAAAUACUUGCAGCUCUGAAAAUAAUAAGGAAAUUAGUAUGACAUAGCAACAUACUUAGAAACUAUUCUUCCCUAAAUCAAUCACCAGCAGUAGCCAUCAGAAUGAAUACAUUUUAGUAUCAAGAACAUUUAAUAACAGAUGGUAAUAUUGUUCACUAAUGUUGUGCCUGUAUAUCUCAAGUAGUUCAUAAAAUUAACUAGUGAAAAAUAACCCUAUUGAAACUAACACAACUUGCUUCUGCUUUUAGAUUUCAACAAACUGUCAGGUGCCCCAAACUCCGAUGCAAGAAUCAUAUUCAUCUAGUAGCUGUCUAUAUUUCAGAUAUAAUUUCAAUGAUUCAUUUUAAAGAUAAUUUUGGAGGCUUAGACUCACUGUUAUAAGAGUUGCCAAAGUGUUUCACUUUAGCAGAAUAACCUUUCCUGCUAGUGGAAAAAAAACCCUACAAAAUGAAUAGACUCAAAAUAUAUUUUAAAAAUGUUUAUUGCAAGAGGCAUUUUCCUAACAUGAAAUGGAUAAAUUCAGUACAUUAGUCUACUGUAGCUUAUGCCCCAUUCUGCUCUUCCAUAGAAGCAUAUAAAUUAAAUAGAAAUGAAUACAAUUAAUUCUCUUAAUUAUUUACAAAUGGCUUCCAGUCCUACUCAUGCCAGUCUUUGUACUGAUCUCAAUUAUAUGAUUUGUGCCCUCUGAUGCCCUUCCAAAGUGCAGAACGCCUCCCUGUGCGUUAGACAAUCGAGGCUCUGUUCUUUUGCCUAACAGGUGACUAUCACCUCUUGAGAGCACACACAGAUUACCUUUGACCUCGCUCUGCUGCAGAUUCAUACACUAGGUGCUAUCGCAUGAUUUUGGCCAUGGGAUGCAAUAAAGAACAAUGAAAUAUCACUAUUUUAUGACAUAAUUUAAAAUCUGUUUCCAUUAGUGCAAACCUGUAUUUCAUUUAAUUCAGUGGUUCUCAACCUCUAGGUCCCCAGGCGUUUUGGCCUACAACUCCCAGUAAUCUCAGCCAGUUUACCAGCAUUAGGAUUUCUGGAAGUUGAAGGCCAAAACAUCUGGGGACUCACAGGUUGAGAACCACUGAUUUAAUUGAAAGCAGAGCAAUAAACAACCUCACUGUUUUAAAAUAGUUUUUAAAUUAUUUAUAGUUAGCAAUAUAGACAAAUUAACAUUUUGUGGAAACGGUCCCUGAUCAGGCCAAUAGAGGGAAUACAUGGAAAUGUUUUCAUGUAUUCCAUAAAUACAGAGAUAGUUCAUAAUGGGAGGCAUUAUGAACAGUGGCAACUGAGAUUUCUUUUUAUAGGAAGAGGGUUAUCAGGACAAUUAAAUUCCGAGCCAUCAUGUGUUGACUCUGGCCCUGAAAGAUUCCCAUCAUCAUACCAAAUACAUGACAUAAGCGGUUCAGAAACUCACCAGAGUGCCUCCACUGUGAGAUGUUCUGGGUCAUAAAAGCAACCCAAAAAACAUUCAGCAUGAUACUCUUCUAUUUGUCAGAAACUCACCCACACACACCCCUUGAUGCAGUGCAUAGUCAUGCCGAACAAUACUUUGAUUAGAGAUUACAGUGGAUAUUACAUAGAUAUUAAAAUAACCAGACACCCACAUGUGAGCGUGCAAAAUCGGAAUAGGGCCUGUCAAGUAAUUGGCACAGAUGUUUAACUUCUGUACAAACAAGAGACUUAUAUUCAAAGGGAUCAUAUUUCUGCAGGUAACCUGUGAGUGACUGAAUGUGACUGUUGCAUUAGGUUUAAAUGAGUUAAUAAAUGCAAGUGGGACUUACUGUAUGCUAGAAGGGAGUUUUGCAACCAAGACUGCCUUGUAUAAAUGUGUUUGCACUGAAAAAAAUUAAAAUUACUUGGUCUCUGGUUGCUGUAAAGGUCAUCCAAGCUGGAUGUUCUGUUUAUAUUGUAUAGUAUUUCAUAUGAAAUAAUUACAGUUCAUGAAAUGUCUUCCCUUAACGUUACUGAUUUAUAACAGCACAUUUGUGACAUGGUUUUUAUUGUGUCAGUGUACCAUACUGUAAAUGAUGAUAACUUGUCAUGCUUAGUAUAAUAACUUAAAAGGAAAAAAAGGACAGGGAUUUUGUAAGUCUAUAUUUGAAAGUCCCUCCAUAUGGUAAUAUUGUGUUCAUGUUGUUUAUGUAGUGUUCUGUGAAAUAUCCAUUUUGGAUUGUGUUACUUUUUAAAAUAUUAAAUAACAUUUGGUUAUA